Molecule: messenger RNA, 894 nt
Organism: Staurois parvus
Lineage: Eukaryota; Metazoa; Chordata; Amphibia; Anura; Ranidae
Source: the annotation of a GenBank genome assembly
AUGUGCAGACUACUACGGAAGACCCCCUAUCUUUUUACCCAAGCAUGCAGGACAAGUUGCUUAAAUAAACAGUUUAAUAAAGUGGACCUAAAAUAUGGACUUCUUACUUCCAGCGAAAGGACCAGUGUCCCUCCUGCGAUCAAUGUAAGUCAUUUCAACAAUAAAAUCACAGAGCUUUCUAAAUUAAAAUGGAACCAUAGCUUUGGAUCACAGAGCUGGUAUAAACAUUUUUCAGCAGUGAGUGGGGUGUUAUCAAGAAGAUUCUAUUCCAUUGGAAAGCCAUCUCCUUCCACAAAGAGACCUCUGAAGUCUUCCAGGACCAAACAACCAUCCAGAACUAAUCUGCCUUUACUGUCGGAGAAUGAGGACGUGAUGCAGUGUGUGGCCUUUGCCACAGCUGAUGAGUUUCACUUGGGUACUCUGUGCCAUGACCUUGUAUCCAAUGGGUACUGUGAACUGCCAAGUUUACCUCGAGAUGCAUCUAACGUAUUGCUGGUGGAAGCAACAAACAAACGUUUCUAAAGAGUAUGAUUCUGGACAGAUUUUCUUCUUCAGGGAAGGAGCAGCUGUCUUUUGGAAUGUUGAAGAAAAAAAACUAUGAAACACGUUAUGCAAAUUCUGGAGCUUCAUGAAAUUCAGCCUUAUGAAGUUGCCCUGGUUCACUGGGAAAACGAGGAGAUAAACUACAGCUUCAGAGAGGGACACUCCAGGCUUGUGAAAGGUGAAAUUGUGUUGAAUGCUCAGCAGGAAGCAGAUGAGGUCAUUCUAGAAAAAUUUGCCUUUUCCAAUGCACUUUGCCUAUCUGGUGAGUCUUAUGACAAUAAAAUGUGGGUCACAGUUUGCAAGGCUAUUGCGUUUGACUGGUAUGGGCCGCCAAUCCAAAUUCUCAUUUAA